This is a messenger RNA of Rubroshorea leprosula, 2363 nucleotides long. The record is from the annotation of a GenBank genome assembly. Lineage: Eukaryota; Viridiplantae; Streptophyta; Magnoliopsida; Malvales; Dipterocarpaceae.
GAUGCCAACCAUUUAUUCUCUGGAGUCUGGGAAACAAUUUUCACGCCGUGGACCCUGCUAAUUUCAUCAGUUUCUGGGAUCCGUUUUAUCAAGAAUAUGCUUCUAGUCGAGGAUGAAAAGUACUGUCUUUGAGUGCUCUUUUCAUGGCGUGCAGGUUUAAUUAUUUGCUUUGAUGACCAACUGAAGAGGUAAAGUUUAUAGCUUUUUGAGGGGAACAAGAUUCUCUAUUUUGCAGUUCAUACAGUACAAGAUUAUGAACAAAUUUAGCGGAAAAAGGGUAUGCAACAGGAAAAAGGGUAUGCAAUUUCUUUAGAUUAAUGGGUUGUGGUUCAUAGAAACCUCCGUUCUUCAGAUAUUUUAAAGGUCCUUUAGGAAAAGCUGGAACUGGGUUUUACCCUCAGUUUUGGGGAUGGUGAUUUCCCCUUUGUAUCUAGGGUAAUCAAGUUGCUUUUACCAAUCAAUUAGUAUGAGGCUAGAGGGUGGAAGGUGAGCUGAAAUUGUUUGAGCUUGGGUGUUUAGCAUAUUUUCUUUGUCCACUGAUCCCAAGUAGCAGCUUUACUCUUUUCAAUUUUUAUUUGUCUGUUUAAUUAUCCAAACAGAUUCAGCUAGUUUUAGUUCAAUAAAUUUCAUCGAUGUCGGAGAAGGGUGUCCUUCCAUCUAGGUUCCUCUUCUAUAUAAUUACCAUUUCAAUGUUUCUUCUGAUCCUUUCUUCUGUGUUCCUUCUUCAGUUUAGCAAUACAUCAUUCAUUCCCCGGUCAGUUUUCAAACUAAUUCUUCUCAAUAACACAUCAGCUUACCUAAAAUCCAAUGCUAAAGGUGAACAAAUAAGAUUUCCUUUCUUCUCAUCUGAAAAUUCACAAGUUUCUGCUGAAAUACCAAACAGUUGUGAAGGGUUGUCAUGCAAGAAUUCCAACUCAGGAAAAGAAAUGUUUGCUCCUUGGCAGCAGAAAAUGAAAUCCUGCAGCACAAAUUGGGCUCCUUUAAGGGUAUAUAUGUAUGACCUACCUUUUGAAUUUCAUUUUGGGUUGUUGGGUGGGAAGAGAAAGCCAACUGAGACCUGGCCAAAUGUGAAUGACCCAAGUAGUAUCCCACAGUACCCUGGAGGAUUGAAUUUACAGCACAGCAUGGAGUAUUGGCUCACCCUUGAUCUUCUAGCUUCAGAAACGUCAGCAGCAGCGAGACCAUGUGGUGCAAUUAGGGUGAAGAAUUCAAGUCAAGCAGAUGUAUUUUUUGUGCCAUUCUUCUCAUCUCUAAGUUACAACCGGCAUUCUAAGCUCAAAGGAAAUGAAAAAGUUAGUGUUAACAAAAAGUUGCAAAAUAAAUUAGUGCAGUUUUUGAUGACUCAGGAGGAAUGGAAUCGAUUUGGUGGGAAGGAUCAUGUGAUAGUUGCUCACCAUCCAAAUAGCAUGUUGGAUGCCAGAAAGAAAUUGGGUUCUGCGAUGUUUAUUCUUGCAGAUUUUGGGAGAUACCCUCCUGCAAUCGCAAAUCUUGAGAAGGAUAUAAUUGCUCCUUAUAAGCAUGUUGUGAGUACCAUCCCUAAUGCUGAUUCGGCUCCAUAUGAGAAGAGGCCUACAUUAGUCUAUUUCCAGGGAGCUAUAUAUAGGAAAGAUGGAGGAGUCAUUCGUCAAGAACUGUAUUACCUUCUCAAGGAUGAGAGUGAUGUGCACUUCUCAUUUGGAUCCGCUCAGGGAAAUGGUGUCAAGCAGGCAGGCCUAGGGAUGGCCUCAUCCAAAUUCUGCCUCAAUAUUGCUGGGGAUACCCCUUCUUCAAAUCGCCUAUUUGAUGCUAUUGUCAGCCAUUGUGUUCCUGUAAUUGUAAGUGAUGAGAUUGAGCUACCAUUUGAAGAUGUCUUGGACUACUCAGAAUUUUGCAUAUUUGUCCGUGCAUCUGAUGCUGUGAAGAAGGAUUACCUACUAAACCUUCUACGGGGUAUCAAUAAAGACAAGUGGACCAAAAUGUGGGAAAAAUUGAAGGAGAUUGUACGUCACUUUCACUAUCAAUACCCAUCACAGCCUUGUGAUGCAGUGAACAUGAUUUGGGGAGCGGUUUCACGUAAGGUUACUUCCGUACAAUUCCAACUUCAUAGGGAGAACAGAUACCACAGAUCAGAGGAAUGGAAAAACAACAGACAAGCAGAUAAGAGUUCAACAUAGUUUUUUGACGUUACAUUCCUGGGAGACACAAGCUUCAUUUCCCUGAAGAUCUCUAAGGCCUUUUUGCAUUGGUUCUACUUACCCUGCUUGUAUCAUUCAAAUCAUUUAUAGGUCUAUAUUUCUUAUAAGAAUGCAUUGUUGAGUUUAAAUUUUAGACAAACAAGUUCAUUGUCCUUUUCUUUGCUUCCUGAAUAUAUCCAAGGAAAACUG